Molecule: messenger RNA, 1600 nt
Organism: Acanthoscelides obtectus
Lineage: Eukaryota; Metazoa; Arthropoda; Insecta; Coleoptera; Chrysomelidae
Source: the annotation of a GenBank genome assembly
UCUUGAAGGCGAGGCUCAAGGCUGAAUGCAAAGCCACCACUGAACUACUUGUUCAAAGUACUUAACGGGUAACACCACUAUAAUGAUCUACAAAGAAAAGAAUAAUAUUGGAGAAAGCUAUUGAGCAUAUAUAUAUGACAAAAAAAAUAUUCAAGAAUGGUGGCACCGCAGCCAGUUUCGCGAAGCACACGCUGCGCGCAGUGUAGUUACUGAAAAAUUUUAUCUAAAAAAAAGAAAAAAUACAUGUUUAUAGCUAAAUAAAUAGGUAGGGACUCUUAAAAAUAUUGAUGAUUGAUGUGUGGUUGGCGAGUGUUUGAAUUAAAACGUUCGACGAAAAAAAUUGUAAUCAUGGAUUUUUGUCGCAUUUUUGGUAAAAUAUGUCCAGUGUUCUUCAUAGCAUCAAAUACUUUAUGUACCUGAGAAUGGCCUAGAUGGAUGAAACGUGAAUUUACGUUGACUGAAACCCAUGAAUUUUUAUUUUAAAAAGUUCAUCUUUAGAGAUGAGAUUGAUGGAUGGUGACACUUUUCCUUCUAAGAACAUAGAAUAUAUAUGUGUUAAAUAAUACAGUUCCCGAAAGGUAGCAAAGCCACGCCCACUUUCUAUACUAAAACAAUUCCUCAUUUUCAAAAAUGGACUUUAGGGUUUGACCACAGUUCUACUGCUCGUUAGUUUAUAUGCUUCAAGGAAUACUCUGGGGAUGUAGAUUUAGAUGUAGAAAGAAUUUUUCAUUGAAAUACCAAUGUUUAUAGAUUUUCUAUAAUGGUUACCAUGGAGAUUGUUCCAGAACAUUCAUGAUGGGGAAUGUGGAUGAAGAGGGCAAAAACCUAGUAAAAGCUACUGAAAUAUGUCUGCAUGCAGGUAUCAGGGCUUGUAAACCAGGUGAAUUUUUCAGGACAAUUGGAACAGUGAUUGAAGAAACUGCGCAUAGUUUAGGGUAUCGUGUAGUGCCGGCAUUUCUCGGUCAUGGUAUUGGACAUUAUUUCCAUGGGCCUCCAGAUAUAUUCCAUUUUCGAAGAAACAGCAUUUUUUACUGGAGAGAAUGAUUAGUCAAGCAAAGAAAGAAAUAAUUACCCAGGACGGAUGGAAGCUGGUAUGACGUUCACAGUGGAACCUGUACUGACACAAGGUAAAGAAACAAUAGAAAUUUUAGAAGACGACUGGACUGCCGUAACUGUAGAUAAUUCACGCACAGCGCAGUUUGAACACACUGUAUUAAUAACAAAUGAUGGCGUUGAAAUAUUGACAGUUUGAUAUAUUUGUUUUGUCCUAGAAUAAAAUAAAGUAAGCUGAAAUAAAAGCUUUAUGACUAGUUAUAGCACCAUACGAAGAUCCAUAACUACUGAAAUGCAAUUAUUGUAGGCAUUUAAGAAGGAAUAUCAAAUAUGACCAUUUUCAAUUAACAUGCCCUAAUGGUCAUUUUCAGUUUGCAAACUGAUAAAUUCAGUUAACCGGUUAAUUGUCAAGUCUGUGUGUUAUAGGGCUGCCAAUUCAGCUGCCAUAAUAUGCCUAAAUGUACACGCACAAUGAGGAGAAGCAAAGUGGAGGGAACAGUGGUGACAUUUGUCAUUUGCACCUUUGUAUUCCUCCCCUCAACCAGCC